This is a messenger RNA of Dichomitus squalens LYAD-421 SS1, 1739 nucleotides long. Its product is annotated as tRNA modification GTPase TrmE. The transcript has 8 exons. The record is from RefSeq and is a predicted model, not a curated record. Bases 24 to 1739 code for a protein of 571 amino acids. Gene Ontology annotation, biological process: tRNA methylation; tRNA wobble uridine modification. NCBI's taxonomy places the organism in Eukaryota, Fungi, Basidiomycota, Agaricomycetes, Polyporales, Polyporaceae. Gene Ontology annotation, cellular component: mitochondrion; cytoplasm. Gene Ontology annotation, molecular function: GTP binding; protein binding; GTPase activity.
CGAGGACAGCCCCGUGCAGAAGCAUGCAUGGUAGGACUUUCCUUCGGACGCGCACCGUCUGCUCCCUCGAGGCACUCAUACACUUCGCGGAAAAACCAUCAUAUCGGCUUCCCAGAUGCACCAUCACCACGAAUGGUAACAGGUACCGCAUUGCAGGUCCUAGGUCUCACCACUUCGCCCUGAGAUGCGGCCUGUUGAGGCUGUACAGCACGUCUUCCUCGACUUCGAACGCGUCUGCUGGGUAUUCUUGGGUACCUGCUAAUAGCCGCAGCGACCGGGACCCUCCAGAGCUUGUCUUGUCUGACGCGCAGAGGCGAACAAUCUACGCGCUAUCGACCCCUCCUGGCAAGGCAGGCGUCGCGGUUAUCCGCAUAUCUGGUCCGGACGCGUUGAAGGUCUGGUCAGGUAUGGUGCGGACACGUGCUGCAGGGAAAGGGAAAGCUCGGGAACGCGAGCCGGAACCGUGGAGGAUGCACCGCUGCAGCGUCGUGCACCCGGGGUCUAGCGAGGUGUUGGACGAUGGCCUUGCCGUGUUCUUCCAGGGGCCUAAAUCGUUCACUACGGAAGAUGUGCUUGAGUUGCAUGUACACUCUGGACGCGCCAUUAUAUCCUCGGUGCUCAAUGCCAUCUCGUUCUUCCCAUUUUGUCGUCCUGCCGAGCGCGGAGAAUUCACACGACGUGCCUUCGAGGGCGGUCGCCUUGACCUCACACAAGUAGAAGGUUUGAGAGACCUCAUCGACGCCGAGACUGAGAGUCAGCGUAAGCUUGCAUUGAAAACAGCUGGGGGCGCCACGAGGGCACGCCUUGAGGAACUUCGUAACGAGAUCAUACAAUGUCUAGCACUUGUGGAAGCCCUGAUUGAUUUCGGAGAAGGAGAGGACAUUGAGGAGGGAGUGUUCGAUCAAGCUAGAAUACGGGUUCUCAAACUGCGAGACACCAUACAGCAUCACCUCUCGGACAAUCGCAGAGGCGAGAUCAUGCGGUCCGGUAUCCGCUUAGCCAUCUUUGGGCCCCCGAAUGCUGGCAAGAGCAGUCUUCUGAACUUUUUAGCACAACGCGAAGCGGCUAUAGUGACACCCAUACCGGGGACCACACGAGAUAUCCUCGAGCUCUCCCUCGACAUCAGUGGCUUGCCAGUGAUAAUUGCUGACACAGCUGGUUUGCGCAAGACCGAUGAUAUCGUAGAGCAGAUUGGGGUUGAACGUGCAAAGCAGCUUGUCCAAUCUGCAGACGUCUCCCUCUGCGUGCUCUCAGCGCCGGAAGUGGUCGUCAGCUCUGCGGCGUCCGGCACCCCUCUUAACAUUCCCCCCACUGUUGUGCCACUCAUGAAAGACGACACGAUUGUUCUAUUGAACAAGGUCGACCUUCUCCCCUCCUCCCUAUCACUACCGAGCGCACCUGCCCAAGCGACUUGGGGUGUCAGCCUAAGCACCGGCCAAGGUACACAGACGUUUCUGGAACAGUUCGGAGAGAUACUCAUAACAUCAUUUAGGUACCACAUAUUGCGAGACAGUGGAGUUAGUGCAGAAGAACCCCUGAUCACUCAUGCCCGACAUCGUUGCCACUUGGAGAAUGCAUUAAAAUUUCUUGAAGCUUUCCUCAACACACCUCCCGAAGAAGUAGUUUUUGCAGCUGAAGAGCUCCGCUAUGCCGCUCAGGCGAUCGGGAAGAUUUCCGGCCUCAUCGACGUGGAAGACAUUCUUGACGCUGUUUUUCGUGACUUCUGCAUCGGGAAGUGA